AUGCCCCGCGGCGCAGCGGCUCACGGCAAAGCCCCAAAGCCGCUUGCAUGCGCGCACGCAGCUCUGCAUGCAUGCAGAGCUGCAUGCAUGCAUGCAGAGCUGCAUGCAUGCAUGCAGAGCUGCAUGCAUGCAUGCAGAGCUGCAUGCAUGCAGGCCCCCUUGGGGCUUUUUUGUUUAGGCCUGUGGGUCUAUUUGCGGGUUUGUUUGCGUGUCAGUGGUGGGGUUGUUGUUAUUUGGACUCUGACGAAAAGUUUUAGAAAGAGAAAAAGUCCAGAUUGGCCGCAGCCUAAGGGUACAAAGAGCCAGUGCAUGCAGCGGCCGGGGGCCCCCGGGGCCCCCCCCCCUUGA
Molecule: messenger RNA, 348 nt
Organism: Eimeria necatrix
Lineage: Eukaryota; Apicomplexa; Conoidasida; Eucoccidiorida; Eimeriidae
Exons: 2
Coding region: 1-348 (115 amino acids)
Source: RefSeq, a predicted model, not a curated record